Messenger RNA from Patiria miniata (bat star), 1123 nucleotides. RefSeq names its product histamine N-methyltransferase A-like. The coding region runs from base 1 to 879 and encodes 292 amino acids. The record is from RefSeq and is a predicted model, not a curated record. Lineage: Eukaryota; Metazoa; Echinodermata; Asteroidea; Valvatida; Asterinidae. The transcript is spliced from 3 exons.
AUGGAGUCCAAGUUACGCAGUCUGUUCCACGACCCAGAGUACUACACCAAGUCCUUCGACUGCUUCGCUGCUCUGUCGGCGAAGUUCAGCGAGCUUGCGAACUGGGGAGAGACUGUGUUUGGUGAAGCUGUCGUUGACAAAAUCAAGAUCACACUGGGCGAUAACGAAGAGCUACGUGUACUUGGAGUAGGAAGUGGAUCAGGUGAGAUGGACGUGCAGAUGCUGACCAAACUCCUGCGACGCUUUCCACUCAUCAACAACCGUGUAGUUGAGCCUGCCAUGGACCAGCUUGUCAAGUACAAGGCCUUAGCACAAUCCAAGGCAAACGACCUACACGGAGUAACUUGCGACUGGCGUCAGCAGACGAUCGCUCAAUACGAAAAGGCGGGAGAUUCGAAAAAGUUCCAUUUCAUCAGCUCAAUUCACUCCAUCUAUUACGUGGGCGAUGUUGACCGUUGCAUGAUGUAUCUGUACGACCGAUUGGAGCCCGGAGGAGUCUUGCUAGUGAUAACUUACUCAGACGACAGUGGGUGGUGGCGUUUCAGGAAUCACUUCCCAAGUUUUCAAGACAGUCUGGUGACCUUCACAAACUCGUCCCUCAUACGCGGCUCCUUGGAGCGCCGAGGCAUCCCGUGCACGCUGUACCACCAGCGCUCCCGUUUCGAGAUCACCCAGUGUUUCGAUGAGGCGUCGGAGGAGGGCGCCCUGUUGGUGGAUUUCCUGACCCACGUGAUCAAGUUGAAGGAGACGGCGCCUGCGCAGUUGUACAAGGAGGUCAUUGAAUAUCUCGGGAGUGACCAUUGCUCCGAGAAGAGCGGAGACGAUGUUCUCUUCAACAACUACUGGGAUGCAGUUGUCGUAUGCAAGCCAGUGGACUAGGGUCCGAGGUGAUGCUUUAUGGAUAACUGGGGGCGUAAUCAGACCAGUUUAAAUGGAGCAGGGGGGGGGCAAUGAUAUUAGAGCCAGUUCGGUAUUCCAUCGUUACUGCGCUGCGCAUGUUCACAUCACGAUAUGAUGCAUUUUAGUUCCGGUGUAGCAUCAACCUCGUCCUCAGUGCUUACUUUAUUUCCAACGUUGUUUCCAAUAGUAAACCCUGGAUAGGAAACUUCCUUCCUACAUCCUG